Folsomia candida is the source of this 795-nucleotide messenger RNA. RefSeq lists its product as uncharacterized. Bases 59 to 457 code for a protein of 132 amino acids. Lineage: Eukaryota; Metazoa; Arthropoda; Collembola; Entomobryomorpha; Isotomidae. The record is from RefSeq and is a predicted model, not a curated record. The transcript has 2 exons.
GUUAUGAUGGCAUCUCACUCUCUAAACAAAGUUCGACCAGACCAGACCAUCGCCAGUCAUGGAUCCGAGAGAAAAAAUGGCAGAAUUGGGUCCCUUGGAGUGGGCGAUUGUUGGAAAUGGGGCAUUAUUGCUUCUACUUUUCGUCGUCCUUCUCCACAUGAUCUGUCGUCUUCGCACCCUGUCGAAAAGGUCAAGUGUCGGAGAUCCAGAACACGGCGAUAGUCUGUUUGCUCCAAACUCUCCACAUCAUCCGUACAGCACAUUUGUAGCACUCCCACCCAAGGACGAAUCGCCUCUGCCCCCACAACCAAUUUGGAUACCGGUUCACUACUCCACGCUGAGCAUGCCACCGAGGAGGGGGAGGUGUCAGAGUUGCAGAGUUGCGUCUUCCUCCCAUUAUCCACAUUUCUCGUCCACUCUUCCAAAGAAAAAGUUAAAUGUGGACUUUGCCAAAUAAACUUGUAGCGAUUAUUUAAUUUUUUACCAUGAUUGAUUUUUUAGGAGAUACUUAAUAAAUCGCGUAAAGUAAUACUAACGCAUGUCUUGUGAGGUUUGUUUCAACUGUAUUUUGUAUGUACUACAAAUAUGCAGAUACAAUUUAAUUCAAUUUUGUAAUACUCAAUAGUGCUUUGGAUCAUAAUAAAAUCAUGGGAUCCGAAAAGUAUAAACGCACCGACAUUAUUUUUCGACACCGCUUUCUGAUCAUUUAGAAGAUAUUUAGAGCAGGGGAGGCAGGACAACGCUGUUAAAAUGCCAUGAAUGUAAUGAAAUUAUGAAUAAAUAUUUUAUCCAAAA